AUGAGGGUUUUAUUUAACACAUUGGAGUCGCUAAGACCACUUACAGAAUCCAAGGCAUGGGACUACUGCGUUGUGUGGAUGUUCGAUGACGAUCCUUCAGGGUUUAUUAAGUGGAUUGGAUGCUGUUGCAGUGGAAGUAGCCAUGGUGUUUGUAAAAAUGUCAAAGAGGAAACCGAUGAACUUGAGCUCAAUACGCCUUACCUCUGCAAAGAUACUUACGUUAAACACUCUGUAACGACAAAAGCUUGUGAAAAACUUGCUGUAAUUCCUUCUUCGUUGCCACUGUAUCCUGGGAUCCAUGGAGAAGUAGCGAUGUCUAAACAACCAUUCGUGCUAAGUAACGAUUCACUUGGAACCCAAUUAAUCGUUCCUGUUGAAGGUGGUUUGAUCGAGCUCUUUAGAUCGAAACAUGUUCCCAAUGAUCAAAGGACGAUAGAAACCCUAAUUUCACGAUUGGGUGUCAUUGUAGACCAUGAAUUCCAUGAAAAUGACAUGAAAAGUCGUGUGAAUUCAUAUCAUUUCCAUCAAAUUGUUCCUAAACUAGAGCUUCUUUUCCCUGUUCAACAACCUGUUAUGUCAUCAGGCAAUGGUAAGGCUAAACACAAGAUAGGUAAAGAACAAUACCAUUCAAAGAAUCUUGUAACCGAAAGAAACCGAAGAAAGCGAAUCAAAGACGGUUUAUAUACACUACGCGCUUUAGUUCCCCGAAUUUCCAAGAUGGAUAAGGCUUCAAUAGUUGGAGAUGCAAUUGAUUACAUAAAAGAGUUGGAAAAAAAUGUUAAAGAGCUUCAAGAAGAGCUUAAGGAGCUUGAAGAACAAGAAUGUAAGGUGAAUGAUGGUGAAAUGGAAGUUUGCAAACCGAAAAGAGCUUAUGAGAGCUCUACACAAAUGUAUUCUAAAGCAAAAACUAGGGUUUCAAAUGUUAAUGAUUCAAAAAAUGAGGUGGAAGUGGAAGUACACCAAAUCGGGGCUCAUGAUUUCUUGUUGAAAAUAAUUUGCAAUAAAAAAGCCGAUGGGUUUUUGAAAAUAAUGGAGACGAUUGAUUCAUUGGGACUUGAAGUGAUUGAUAUUAAUGUUACUACUUGUAAUGGUCGUGUUUUGAAUGUUUUAAACCUUGAGGCUAAAGGGAAAGAGGUGGUGGCCAAGAGUUUGAAAGACUCGUUGCUUACGAGUUGGUCGGCUUUGAAAGUUGAGUGAAAUGUGAAAAUUUGUUUAGUUCUUUAAGUUUUUAUGUAAGAAAUUAAGAACAUUGAUUAAUAUUCUCAACA
Lactuca saligna is the source of this 1268-nucleotide messenger RNA. The record is from the annotation of a GenBank genome assembly. NCBI's taxonomy places the organism in Eukaryota, Viridiplantae, Streptophyta, Magnoliopsida, Asterales, Asteraceae.